CCUAGGGUUGCGCAGGUCGCUCCAGAGGCCAUCGCAUUUCCUCCCAAAACCCUAGGAAAGCAGGAAACCCUCUCUCCCCAAAGGAGCACCACUUUGGAGAUUGUUCUUCCUCUCCGUUGCAGCUUAUAUACGAUCCUGUUCUGAUUCCCCUAGGAUUCGAAGCUUGUAGGAAAGGUGUAACGAUGAGUAAGCUUCAGAGUGAUGCCUUGAGGGAGGCUAUCAGCCAGGUUGUUGGUGAUGCCAAGGAGAAGAACCGCAAGUUUACGGAGACCAUUGAGCUCCAAAUUGGGCUGAAGAACUAUGACCCGCAGAAGGACAAGCGUUUCAGUGGCUCUGUGAAGUUGCCUCAUAUUCCCCGCCCUAAAAUGAAAGUCUGCAUGCUUGGGGAUGCACAGCAUGUUGAAGAGGCAGAGAAGAUAGGGUUAGAUUACAUGGAUGUGGAAGGGUUGAAGAAGAUGAACAAAAAUAAAAAGUUGGUGAAGAAGCUUGCAAAGAAAUACCAUGCCUUCCUUGCUUCCGAGGCCAUUAUCAAGCAGAUUCCGAGGCUUCUUGGCCCAGGUCUCAACAAGGCAGGUAAGUUUCCAACUCUAGUUUCCCACCAGGAGUCCUUGGAAUCAAAGGUAAACGAGACCAAAGCAAUGGUCAAGUUCCAGCUCAAGAAGGUCCUCUGCAUGGGGGUUGCUGUGGGGAACUGCGGCAUGGAGGAGAAGCAAGUUUUCCAAAAUGUGCAGCUCAGCGUCAAUUUCCUUGUCUCACUAUUGAAGAAGAACUGGCAGAAUGUGCGGUGCUUGUAUCUGAAGAGUACAAUGGGAAAGACAUACAGAGUCUUCUGAAAGCUCAACAUCAGUUGUUGGUAUCGUUGUAGUAAUGGUGCAAGUGAGAACAACGUGGUGCACUCAUUUCCAGUAAGGCACCUUUUUGGAUGCUUCCCCCUUUCUUUUCUCUGCUUCAGAGCAGGGCAGUUUUAUUUUGCGGUUCUUGUUUGGUGGUGGUUUUAGUUUUAAAAUGGGAGUUAUAUGUUGAGGUGAAUUCAUGUUUGCGAAGCAGAAUUUUUGACAAUUUUGAUAUUUUAUUUCGAGCUGGUUCUGGUUUUUGGA
This is a messenger RNA of Magnolia sinica, 1097 nucleotides long. RefSeq names its product large ribosomal subunit protein uL1. Gene Ontology annotation, biological process: translation. Gene Ontology annotation, molecular function: RNA binding; structural constituent of ribosome. Gene Ontology annotation, cellular component: large ribosomal subunit. The coding region runs from base 183 to 833 and encodes 216 amino acids. NCBI's taxonomy places the organism in Eukaryota, Viridiplantae, Streptophyta, Magnoliopsida, Magnoliales, Magnoliaceae. The record is from RefSeq and is a predicted model, not a curated record. The transcript is spliced from 5 exons.